AUGAAGGACUUUAGCAAUUUCCUCGAUGUAGCCUUCACCAUUACAUUUGUUAUUGCUUACUAUCAGGUCUUGAUGGUUUAUCUGAGUAUUAAUGUGUUUAACAGAGAUGGUGUUAUUAAGAUUUUGGCUUAUUUUGACCACUUGGUGACUGAUAGGAAGUGCGAAAUUUCCGAGAUUAGACAGAGGAUAUUCAGUGGAAUCCUUAAGAAUGCUUUGCUCUUCUCAAGGAUGUUUAUAACAGGAUUGGGUUCAGUUGGCUUCCUUGUUAAUUGCUACGAUCUAGCUGUGACCAACUUCACCGCACCAAUGCUCUUCCUCAUCCCAGGAAUACCACAAGACAGCAUUUUCCUUCGCCCAGUUAACAUAAUUUUCCAAGUAACCCUGUACUUUGCAACAAUGGGAAUGAUCAUAAUUUCCGAUGCUGUUAUCAUGAUUAUGAUUAUGUACAUUCAAGCUGAACUACUUUCCAUCACUGAACUUCUUUCGCAUUUGGACAUUGAGCAGAUUGUGGUGGUCAGAGGGAGUCGAACCCUCAAAAUCGUUCACUUUCAGCAUAAAUGUUUAUUGGAUGAAUUCCAGAAUUUGAGCAAAUCCUUCUGGCACACCUACUUUCACAAACUCCUUGCCAUUAUGAUGUACCUCUGUUUCACAUUCUUCACCUUUCAAUCAAUCAAUUCGUCAAUCAUUUUAGCAGUUUUAAUUGCAAUUUCCGAAGUUUGGGAAGUCUUUAUUUUAUGCUACUUUGGGCAAAUUAUAAGGAAUGCUUCAGAGGCCAUGUCAGUGGCUCUCUACAUGAGCAAAUGGUACCUGAUGGAUGUUGCAGAUCAGAAGAAUCUACUGAUGCUCAUGCUAAGAUUCAAAUAUCCAUUUAAAGUUGAAACGUUUGAACUAACAGAAAAUCCAACGAGUUUUAUGCCGUAG
Molecule: messenger RNA, 921 nt
Organism: Lutzomyia longipalpis
Lineage: Eukaryota; Metazoa; Arthropoda; Insecta; Diptera; Psychodidae
Exons: 3
Coding region: 1-921 (306 amino acids)
Biological process (GO): sensory perception of smell; detection of chemical stimulus involved in sensory perception of smell
Cellular component (GO): plasma membrane
Molecular function (GO): odorant binding; olfactory receptor activity
Source: RefSeq, a predicted model, not a curated record